GUCAAAAUACAAAUUAAGUGUACCAAUUAAAUCAAUAAUAUUUUCGUAAGGAAGUAAGUUUGGAAGGACCACAAACAAAACAAAAUGUUUCUAGACACUCCAAAAAGGCCACCUCGAACCCGGCGCUAUGUGGAGAUGGCAUUCGAUCAAGUCAAAUCGAAGAAACAUGUCCGGGACGUAGUGAUUCUCAACGACUCGGGGCAUCCUGUAAGGAGUACAAUGGACCAGGACGAUGCCGUGCAGUUCUCAGGACAGUUCCAGGCCAUUCGGGGAAGAUUGGAACGUGGGAUGAGCAAAAUUGAUCCCACAGAUGAGCUGCUGAUGCUGCGGGUGCGCACAAAAACUAACGAGGUUCUCUUAGUGCCAGACUCCAAAAUAACAGUACUCGUAGUGCAGGACGCGCAUGAUAACUUUGAAAAGUAAACUAAUAGAAGUGAUUCCCCCAACUUCCAGUUUUCAAAUUGUAUUCCCAUCCUGAAUAUCUGACACAUAACUUGUCAGUCACA
Drosophila biarmipes is the source of this 506-nucleotide messenger RNA. Its product is annotated as dynein light chain roadblock-type 1. Gene Ontology annotation, cellular component: centrosome; cytoplasm; cytoplasmic dynein complex. The record is from RefSeq and is a predicted model, not a curated record. Bases 85 to 423 code for a protein of 112 amino acids. NCBI's taxonomy places the organism in Eukaryota, Metazoa, Arthropoda, Insecta, Diptera, Drosophilidae. Gene Ontology annotation, molecular function: dynein intermediate chain binding. The transcript has 2 exons. Gene Ontology annotation, biological process: microtubule-based movement.